AUGAGGAUGGAGGAGGACCGGAGUCACAUGACUGAGAAGAUACUAAACCUCACCCUGGAGAUCAUCUAUGCUGACCGGAGAGAGCCAAUCUCAGGAGGAUGGAGCAGAACCCAGAGCCUCACCAUGGUGCCUCCAUCUCAUUCUCUGAUACCUGAGAGAGGGAGAAAGAGCAGAAGAUUCUGGAACUGACCACCAUGAUGGUCCAUCAGCUGACAGGAGAGGAGUGGGAGUAUUUAGAAGGACACAAGGAUCUCUACAAGGACGUCAUGAUGGACAAUCAGCCGCCCCUCACAUCACCGGAUGGAUCCAGUCAUGGGAACCCACCAGAGAGAUGUCCCCGUCCUCUGUAUUCCCGGGAUUCCACACAGGAAGGUCACACCAUCCCUCACCAUCAUCAGAGUGGAGAUCCAAUCGAUAUAGAAUUUGAGGUGAAAGCAGAAGAAGAAGAGGCGUAUGUGAGGGAUGAUCAGCAGUCUAUGGAGGAGGAUGGAAUAACGGGGACAUUUAUAGAGGAGGACACUCCUACAGAGAUCAGCACAGUCCAUGGCCGGGAGAUGAGGAAAACCUCCGAGGAUUGUCUCACUUUGUCUCCAGACUGGAAAGUAGAAGAUGAGGACAUCACACAGUAUAGUCCAGGAGAAAACCCGGCUCCCUCCAAUGUCCAUCCGGCACCACCCAGUGUAGAUGGACCAUCGGAUUCCUCGUAUCCUGAGGAACCUCAGACUGUGCGGGACCGGGCCGGCCUUCCAACAGAGAAGAGCUUCUCCUGUACUGAGUGCGGGAAGGGUUUCCGUUCUACAUACAAUCUUAAUGUGCAUAAAAGAUCUGGGGGGGAGAAGCCGUAUUCCUGUCCUGAGUGCGGGAAAUGUUUUUUUCAAAGAAGUCCAAUCUUCACAUACAUCAGAGAUCUCACACAGGGGAGAAGCCGUAUUCCUGUCCUGAGUGUGGAAAUGUUUUUCACAAGUAAGUCCAUCUUUACACACACAACAUCAGAGAUCUCACACAGGGGGAGAAGCCGUAUUCCUGUCCUGAGUGCGGGAAAUGUUUUUCAGAGAAGUCUUUACACACAUCAGAGAUCUCACACACGGGGGAGAAGCCGUAUUCCUGUUCUGAGUGUGGGAAAUGUUUUUCACUGAAGUACAAUCUUUACAGACAUCAGAGAUCUCACACGGGGGAGAAGCCAUAUUCCUGUCCCGAGUGCGGGAAAUGUUUUUCACUGAAGUCCUAUCUUUACACACAUCAGAGAUCUCACACGGGGGAGAAGCCGUAUUCCUGUCCUGAGUGCGGGAAAUGUUUUUCACUGAAGACCCAUCUUUACACACAUCAGAGAUCUCACACAGGGGAGAAGCCGUAUUCCUGUCCUGAGUGCGGGAAAUGUUUUUUCAGUGAAGUCCAGUCUUUACACACAUCAGAGAUCUCACACGGGGGGAGAAGCCGUAUUCCUGUCCUGAGUGUGGGAAAUGUUUUUUCAGUGAAGUCCAAUCUUUACACACAUCAGAGAUCUCACACGGGGGAGAAGCCGUAUUCCUGUCCUGAGUGUGGGAAAUGUUUUUCACAGAAGUCCAGUCUUUACACACAUCAGAGUCUCACACACGGGGGAGAAGCCGUAUUCCUGUCCUGAGUGCGGGAAAUGUUUUUCAAGAAGUCCAUCUUUACCACACAUCAGAGAUCUCACACGGGGAGAAAGCCAUAUUCCUGUUCUGAGUGCGGGAAAUGUUUUUCAGUGAAGUCCAGUCUUUACACACAUCAGAGAUCUCACACGGGGGAGAAGCCAUAUUCCUGUCCUGAGUGUGCGGGAAAUGUUUUUUCAGAAGUCCAGUCUUUACACACAUCAGAGAUCUCACACGGGGGGAGAAGCCAUAUUCCUGUCCUGAGUGUGGGAAAUGUUUUUUCAGGAAGUCCAGUCUUUACACACAUCAGAGAUCUCACACAGGGGAGAAGCCGUAUUCCUGUCCUGAGUGCGGGAAAUGUUUUUCAGACGAAGUCCCAUCUAUACACACAUCAGAGAUCUCACACGGGGGGAGAAAGCAUAUUCCUGUCCUGAGUGCGGGAAAUGUUUUUCAUGGAAGUCCAGUCUUUCACACACAUCAGAGAUCUCACACGGGGAAGAAGCCACUUUCCUGUCCUGAGUGA
Molecule: messenger RNA, 2133 nt
Organism: Staurois parvus
Lineage: Eukaryota; Metazoa; Chordata; Amphibia; Anura; Ranidae
Source: the annotation of a GenBank genome assembly